Oncorhynchus masou masou (cherry salmon) is the source of this 2320-nucleotide messenger RNA. RefSeq names its product protein TOPAZ1-like. The transcript has 8 exons. The record is from RefSeq and is a predicted model, not a curated record. Bases 2 to 1246 code for a protein of 414 amino acids. Lineage: Eukaryota; Metazoa; Chordata; Actinopteri; Salmoniformes; Salmonidae. Gene Ontology annotation, biological process: spermatocyte division.
GAUGAACACCGAAGCUCCCACUCCUGAAGCGCUGAGUCUGGCCCAUGCUCUCGUGGAGUUGUGUUCCCAGCAGGAGGACUGGGGGAGGUUGGGUGUAGUCUUCCGCUCCAUAUGCCACUCCCACAGAAGCCUUGUCGACUUACAGCACUUCAGCGGCUGCGUUGCCAUAGCGCUGCUCAAAGGGGACAAAGACAGACUAGCCCUGCCCUUCGUCUCCUUCACUGAGACAGUGUACCAGGAGACAGAGGACUGGGAUGAUGGUCUGAUCAAGAGCUUCCUGGGGAGAAUAGGAGUCUCUCUGAUGUUCAGAUACCACAAGACACAACAAUGGGCCAAGGGCCGGAGGCUGGUGGAUGUGUUAUCCAGGUUAAAGGUAAACUACUCCACUCUGAAGGGACUGUUCGGUAACGAGGAUGGAGCUUCUCGCUGUCACCUAAUCACAAUAGCUACAGAACUUUUCCUUAGGAGCAACAGUGUUGAGGGUGCACUCAAUACACUCCGAGAUAACGAGUGGUUCCUGAGUUCGUGUGUGUGGCCGUGUUCGGUGGAGGACGUAGCGGAGAGAACAACUGUUCUGGUACGACUGGCUGAGAUAACAUCCCACAGAGACACACUGGAGGUCCUCACUAACCUGCCUGGUCUUAAGGAACCUGCAGAACUAGCAGACAUCUCCAUAUAUGGCUGUCUGUUCAACAGUCACCUCAAGUCAUGUGUCGACAGACAAACUGUGACUGUGGCCUCAGACACGCUGGGUUUCAUGUUGUCUAAGAGCCUGGCUGUGGACCCUCCUCUGCUGCACACUCUGCUGCACAAACUGGGCAAGCAAAACAUCUGGCUACGGGCUAGAGCUCUCUUCAAACAGGCCCUGUGUCUAGGCUAUUACCCUGGUGUGAAGUCCGUGCCAGGCUCUCUAGCACUGACCGUUCCCUGUUCCCUGGGGGAGAUGGAGAUAGCUCUGGCCUUUGAGAUGGUCCUCACCUUCAAUGCUACAACCAUCCUCAACACAACAGGCACACCCCAGUCCAUCAUCAUCACACUCAAGAGAACAGGGGACCGUGAGAGUGAGUAUUUGGCGGCAGGCAGUCGCCUCCUCUCGGCAGCGAUCGUCCCCAACCCUAAACUGACCGUCCACUAUACAGCGGUCAACUCCUGUCAGGAACAGCUGUUCACGGUCGACACACACACCGCACGCCGCUGGCUCCGACACAACCACACCUGGGCCAACGAGGUCUGGACACAUUCCUAAAAAUACAAGCAUUCCAGGAAUACUGACCUACGUUCCCAUCCUGGGAAUACCGACCAGGGUUCUUUCUGGGAAUAUCAGGAAGGUUUGGAACAGGACAAGGUUGUACGGAACACUUCCAUGGCCGUGUGUGUGACACUCUUCGAAGUUUAACCUGCAGCAUCUAGACUUUACAGGCUGAUCUGAUCAAGGGAUUUAUAUCAAGAAAAGACUAUCAGAACUGCAUAUAAUUGUUUGAGUUUUUACAAAACUUAAUUGUAUGUUGAGUUUUUCAUUGUAAGUCGUUUUAAUUUAAAGGAACUGUUGAAUGGAGGUGAGAAAGUACGAAGAACUUUCCAAGUUUGUUUGGCUUUGACUAGAUUUUUUUUGAAAAAUGUGGUUUAUUUGAAAGUUCUCUAAUUUUAGCUUGAUUUAGCUUGAUUGUCUUUAAACACUUUUUGUUGCACAUUUCUGAGGCACUUGAACAAUUGUGAAGCUAGAUUUUACUGUUUUGUAAGAAAUGUAAAAAAGAUGAAAGAAUGUCGGUAUUGAACUGGGUACCAUUCAUACUUGACUACAAGGUUUGUUUCAGAAAAUGUUUAUUUUCCUUAGCAUUUGUUUCUAGGCAGAUUUAAAAGCCUAAAAUGUUUUAUUUUGUGUCAGUCAGCUCUUUCAGUAAUGCUACAUUUUAAUGGAAUAAAUUCACAACAGUACUAUUAUUAUUGUAAAGAAAGCAAGCGUGUCCCAAAACUCUAUGAUCUCACUGUGAUUUUGAGACACAAACACAUUUUGAUCCCAUUUAACCGAAUGGUCCUAGCUGGAAUCACAUCAGUGUUUACGACUUCCCUGAUUUCUUUACAUUCCUAUUUGUUUCCUUUUCCAUUGCAAAAUCAUUCAAUUCUUCUCGUGCUUCAAAGUGAUUGUCGAGAACCUGGUUCUAAGUCUAUCGCUGGUUUUAGCGAUUAACAGUAUUUCAGCAUCUUCUACUGUAGGUAUGUUUGGUUGUGUAAAACACAUUGUUUUCUGGAACAAGUCUAGAAGCUUCUAUUUAGUUUUAGUCUUAUUUUGUAUUUCUUAAAGGAAAAAUAAACUACUACU